CAUUACAAAACGAAAACAAUUUUCACAAUUUACCGAAAAAGCCGGUCUAGUAAAGAACUAAUUGCACAAUGGCCUUAUUACUCCGGUUAGCAAAUCAAAAAUCCAUAGGUGCUUUCGUUUUUCAGUCGGCUCGCGCGAUUCCCAGUGUCCGCUUCAGCAAUGAUGCGCAAUCACCUACCAAGGCGGAAGAUUCCGAUGGGCAGGCGGCAAGCAAAAAGGAAAGCGGGUUUGCAAAAGCCUACAGGAAGCACUCUGAUUCGCUCAAUGAACAACCGUCCAAUGAGCCACCGAAAACUUUUGCCAGUCUGCUGAGGAAUUCCAAGUUCAUCGAUCUUGGUGAUCCGGAAGGAAAGGUCGUCACGGGGAGGAUUUUUCACAUCGUUGAAAAUGACCUGUAUAUUGAUUUUGGCUGGAAGUUCCACUGCGUCUGCACCCGACCAGCGAAAAAUGGCGAAGACUACGUUCGAGGGGCUCGGGUACGGCUGCGUGUGAAGGACCUGGAGCUUUCCACACGAUUCUUGGGCUCGAGUAAAGACCUCACACUCCUGGAAGCGGAUUGCCAGCUGCUCGGUUUAAUUUCGUCACCUGCUAGCAAAUCGCAAUCAUUGCGAGCAACCGAACAAGCCAAAUAAGCGUUGCCUAGGUCAUAAGUCGUAGAACAUAUUAUAAUCCCCAACCAUAA
Messenger RNA from Anopheles coustani, 682 nucleotides. It is a transcript of the gene mRpS28, whose product is annotated as small ribosomal subunit protein bS1m. The transcript is spliced from 3 exons. Bases 69 to 632 code for a protein of 187 amino acids. Gene Ontology annotation, cellular component: mitochondrial small ribosomal subunit. Lineage: Eukaryota; Metazoa; Arthropoda; Insecta; Diptera; Culicidae. The record is from RefSeq and is a predicted model, not a curated record.